Ochlerotatus camptorhynchus is the source of this 2163-nucleotide messenger RNA. It is a transcript of the gene MED19, whose product is annotated as mediator complex subunit 19. Gene Ontology annotation, cellular component: mediator complex. Gene Ontology annotation, biological process: positive regulation of transcription by RNA polymerase II. The record is from RefSeq and is a predicted model, not a curated record. The transcript has 4 exons. The coding region runs from base 408 to 1187 and encodes 259 amino acids. Gene Ontology annotation, molecular function: transcription factor binding; transcription coregulator activity. Lineage: Eukaryota; Metazoa; Arthropoda; Insecta; Diptera; Culicidae.
GCUGUCUGCUUGUCUGCGAGUGCAGAACGAUUUUUUGCUCCUCUCCUCUGUGGUUCGUAGCAGCAGUGGAUUUUGUCGCGAAAAAGGAGAUCGAAGUGAAAAUUUCCUCGCAAAAAGCAGUAUUUCCGCGUGUUAGGUUGUUCAUUUCGUUCGAGAAAGUGUAUCCACUCCGUUUGCCGACCGGAUUGCACACGAAAGUCGGAUCUGUUUCCGGGGUCGCGUCAGCCCCGUUUCUGGGCUCCCGACGACGAGAGAGCGAGGCCCGUUCGCAGUGUUGAAUACACACUGCUGCGCUGUUGCCUUUAAAACCUUGGGGCUCCUCUCUUGUUGCAACUAUCAAGAGUGAUUGCGACGACGAAGUAGUAGAAGAAACGGAGCCAACAACGCCACCGUCCGUGGUAGACGUGAUGUUCAACAAUUACGGCAACGUGAUGAUGACCGACCAGUUCCGAAAGGUGGAACAAUACUCGCCCAAAUCGUCCCCGCGGGCCGGUGGGGCAGGCGGACGGUCCCCGGUAGUGGCCCGCCAGGACUCGUCCGGAACGCUUAAGACAACGAUCCAGCUCGGCAAGAACCCGUCGAUCGUGCACAGUGGGCCGUUCUAUCUGAUGAAGGAACCUCCAGGUGAGUGCGAUACCGAAGGCGAAGGCGAACUCACCGGUGCAACCAACUUGAUGGCCCACUAUGGCCUCGAACAUUCUUAUAGUAAAUUUAGUGGUAAGAAAGUAAAGGAGCAGCUCUCGUCGUUCCUGCCGAACCUGCCGGGCGUCAUCGACGGACCGGGACAUCUCGACAACAGUUCACUCAGAAGCGUCAUCGAAAAACCACCAAUCGGUGGAAAAGAUCUACUUCCUCUCACAAGCGUACAAUUGGCUGGCUUCCGCCUGCAUCCUGGACCACUCCCGGAACAGUACAAGCACCUGAAGACGGCCCCCACUAGAAAGCAUAAGAAUAAGCAUAAGAAACACAAAUACAAGGAGGGUGUCGCGCCCCAGUCGGAACAGUCGGCGCUGGAGGCAUCCGGGCUCGAUACCCACGAGAAGAAGCACAAAAAGCAGAAACGCCACGAAGACGACAAGGAGCGGAAAAAGCGGAAAAAAGAGAAGAAGCGCAAAAAACAGCGCCACAGUCCGGAGCAUCCUGGUAGCGGGGCUGCCUCGAUGCCACCGCAAACGCAAGUCUUCUAAAAACAAAACAAACCAACUUUGUAUAAUCAAAAGAAACCUUGGAUGUGGAUGGAAACUUCACGCAGACUCAGCUACUGCAACACAACAACAAACAACAACACUAACGUCGUUAGUGCUAGUUAUAAGUAAGGUAAAGAUUAAUAUUAAGGUCAUUUUUUCGGUCGAAUGGGAGCUGGUUGCUUGUUCCCGGGUUUCCAGAUGAAAAGAAAAUCCCAAUUCGCUAGACAUAUUAACAGUAUAUAAAGAUGAAAAACAAGAAAACGUAACCCUUAGAACACGGUAACAAUUCUUAUCAAAGAAGAAGCACCACCCGUUUUCUCUGUUUUUGUUGAUAGGUUUAAUCGUACCCAGAACAGUUUUGCAUACAAAAGUGAUUCCUUACCACAAACUUAUACUAUUAUAUUGAUUGAUGAUGAUAACUAAAGUGUGAAAUCGAGUAUCGAUUGCAAACAUGAAAAAUGCCAAUUUUCGAUAGUAGGAGUGUGUCAAAAAGAUAAUCCUCAAUUAAAAAAAAAUUAAAUUUUAUGCAACAGAAGCCUUGUUUUUCUCUUUGCAGAAGAAAAAUUAUUUAACAAAAAACAACAAAAACAUUAAAAAGCCCAAUAGCCAUGUAAGUUGAACUAUACGGUUAAGAUCUUAAACUCUUUUACUUUGUCAAUGUUUUCCCUUCGCGUGCCCUUGGGCGAAAAUCUUCCGUAGGUCGUUCUUUUCUUACCGUCUCUGUUUGUACAGAAGUAAAAUUGAAAUAUUCUCGGACGUUGUGGAGCAAGGUCUGCUCGAGCGAUCCAAGCUGGUCGCUGACCUGUAAAAAAAACUUUCCUCUCGUAGGUGGAUCAGUUCGAUUCGAAGCGACCACCGACGGCGUCACAGAAAGCAUGGUUUAUCAUUUUAGCAAACGUGUAUUUAUAUGAUUAUUGAGUUAUUAUUUAAUUUUAUUUUCAUUUAGCAAUACAUUUGAAGCAAGUGAAAAGUGAAA